AUGUUCAAGCAAUUCCUGAGUAAACUUCCUCGGAAGUCUUCAAAAACCGAGUCCGGAGGAGGAGAGCUGACUCGUUCGAGCUCGGUUCCGAUUCCGUCUCCUACUCAGAGAUCCGGAACCAAUACCGGCUCAGCUCCGGUUCGAUCCAACUCCGGGAAGCGUAUGUCGUCCGCUGUCUUCCCGGCGAGCGUGGUCGCCGGAAUCGAGCCGUUGGUACCAUUCAAGGACGUGCCAAACUCGGAGAAAUUAAACCUCUUUGUGAGUAAAGUCAGUCUCUGCUGCGUAACAUUUGAUUUCUCCGACCCGAGUAAAAACUCAAUCGAGAAAGACGUGAAGAGGCAGACAUUGCUCGAGCUACUGGAUUUCGUAACCGCAGGGUCUAUCAGAUUCACCGAGCCAGCUAUCUUAGCAAUGUGUAGAAUGUGUGCUGUGAAUCUCUUUAGGGUUUUCCCUCCGAAUUACCGGUCUAGUGGCGGCGGCGGCGGUGAAAACGACGACGACGAGCCAAUGUUCGACCCUGCCUGGCCGCAUUUGCAGAUCGUCUACGAUUUGCUGCUCAAGUUCAUCACAUCUCCGUGUCUCGAUGCUAAGAUGGCAAAGAAGUAUCUUGACCAUGCCUUCAUUGUGAGGCUGCUUGACUUGUUCGAUUCGGAGGAUCCUAGAGAACGAGAGUGUUUGAAGACGAUUCUGCAUCGUGUGUACGGAAAGUUCAUGGUUCAUAGGCCGUUUGUGCGCAAGUCCAUGAGCAAUAUCUUCUACCGGUUUGUGUUUGAGACGGAGAAGCACAGCGGAAUCGCAGAGCUUUUGGAGAUUUUCGGGAGCAUUGUGAGCGGAUUCGCUUUGCCUUUGAAAGAGGAGCACAAGAUCUUCCUUUGGAGAGUGUUGAUUCCGCUGCACAAGCCUAAAUCUGUAGGGAACUACUUCCAGCAGCUGUCUUACUGCAUCACUCAGUUCAUAGAUAAAGAGCCGAAAUUGGGGAGCGUUGUGAUAAAGGGCUUGUUGAAGUUCUGGCCUAUCACGAACAGCCAGAAGGAAGUGAUGUUUCUCGGUGAGGUCGAGGAGAUCUUAGAAGCAAUGAGCGUGAUGGAGUUUCAGAAGAUUAUGGUCCCAUUGUUCUUGCGGAUUGCUUGCUGUGUCAACAGUUCCCAUUUUCAGGUAUCUGAAAGAGCUCUGUUCUUGUGGAACAACGAUCAGAUUGUGAACUUGAUUGCACACAACCGGCAAGCCAUCUUACCAAUCAUGUUCACCGCCUUAGAAAGGAACGCUGAAAACCACUGGAACCAAUCGGUGCUUAACUUAACACUAAACGUGAGGAAGAUGUUCUGUGAAAUGGACGAGGCUCUGUUCAUGUCUUGCCACGCCCGCUUUCAAGAGGACGAAGCGAAGCAAUGCUCUGAAGCGGAGAAGAGGAAAGAGAUUUGGGCAAGGCUAGAGAACGCAGCAAGUAUGAAGCCGAUAACUGGGAAGACGGCUGUUCUGGUAACCCCUCGAGCAACCUCCAUUGCUUGCUAA
Microthlaspi erraticum is the source of this 1512-nucleotide messenger RNA. The record is from the annotation of a GenBank genome assembly. Lineage: Eukaryota; Viridiplantae; Streptophyta; Magnoliopsida; Brassicales; Brassicaceae.